GUUGGAUUCAAUAAUUAUUUUGUGGUUGUAUAAGAGAAGAACCUUCUUAAUCAGAUCAAUAAUUGAAAACACUUUCUACUCAAAUGGAAAUUCCAAAAUCUAAACCUAUUACCCUUAUUUCCAUUCAAAAUCAAUCAGAAGGUUGGCUCAAAUAAACCACUACUCAAGAAAUAGAUUAUUUUGAAUAAGCAUUACAUGAUAAUUAUUCAGAUGAAGGAAAUAAAAUUUAUAAUAGAUAACUUUCUUAUCUGGAAAAAAAUUCACUUUUACAUAAAACUAGUUUUUCAGAUGUAAUCAAUUGUUUCAUAAUCUCAGGAAUUUAACUCCAAUAAUAUAGAAAUGAAAUUAUUGCAUCGUUGUGGGGGCUUACUGGCUAGACAAAGCAAUAUUUUAAUCGAAAUGCAAUCCUAUCAAUGGAUUAUGAAAAUCUUUAAAGAUGUGUAUUUAACUAAUUAAGACAGAGGAUUCGAAUCCAAAUUUAAAACUUAAAUACUCAACUCUUCUAUUGUUGAUUUAAUCAAUAAAAGAAUUAAAUCAAAUUCUAUUUUAUUAGCUCAUGAUCCUACCGGUUCUAUUUUACUUAAGUUGGCUAGUCAUAAUCGUACUAUCUAUUAUUUAGAAUCUAAUAAGACCUAUAUUGAUUUAAUAGACAAAGGAAUCUGUAAAAUGAAUGUAAAUGUUUGUAAAGUUUUAAAGAUGGAUCUAUAAAAUAAAAUAGACAUAGUUGUUGUAAAUCUUUAUUUUAUAGAUUCUAAACAUAAUCUUAGUAAUAUUAUGCAUGAAUAUCUUUAAUAUGCUCAUGAUAUAAUAAUCAUUUUAUAACCAAAGAUUGAAAAUUCUGUUAUAUAUUCUUAAGCAGAAUAGGCAAUAUCUUUAUCAGAACAAUCUAAAUAAACUUGCAGUGUAGAAUUAUAGAAUCUUGUUGAAAAUAAUAAUUGUAUUGCAAAAAUUUUAUAUUUUGGUGGCGUAAGUGAAGUACUUAUAUUUAUAAAAUAUCAUAGAUUACUUUGAAUGAUGAACUUAAUUUUGUAUAUUCUUGUAUAGAUUCAUCAGUAAAGAAAUUAUACAACUAUAAAUUGAUGUUUAAAGAUCUUCGAAACUAAAUAGGUAUGACAAGAUUAAUAAAAUUACUCAACGAAUUUUAAAUUAUAACUGGGAUUGGAUAAUUUUUUGAGUUCUCCAGUUAUCUUAAUGGAUCAUAAGAAAAAUAUAGAUUAAAUAAUAAUUAAACAUAAGAUUUUGAAGAUUAAAAUAAUGAUGACAAAGAAUAGUUAAUUGAAAAGAAAUAUUCUUCAUCUUCAACUGAAUCAGAACCUGAUGAAGAUUAAAAUUAAGAGAGACCUGAUUUUAGAAGUGAAACUUUAAAUUAAUCAUAAAACUCACUUUAUUAACCACCAAUUCUACGUCAUGCUAGUUCGUAACCAUUUGAUUUAUGA
This is a messenger RNA of Paramecium sonneborni, 1436 nucleotides long. The record is from the annotation of a GenBank genome assembly. NCBI's taxonomy places the organism in Eukaryota, Ciliophora, Oligohymenophorea, Peniculida, Parameciidae.